Molecule: messenger RNA, 552 nt
Organism: Schistosoma rodhaini
Lineage: Eukaryota; Metazoa; Platyhelminthes; Trematoda; Strigeidida; Schistosomatidae
Source: the annotation of a GenBank genome assembly
GUGGUAUUUUGAGAGAUAGGACGAAGAAAUAGCCCUUUAAAACACCGUUAUUCAUAUUCAAUGUAUUUUGAAUCCCUUAAGCAUUGGACAACGGAGCUAGAUAGCGUUUGUUUGAGCAGAUUCUUUUAAACUGUUAAGGGAAAAUUUGUCGGGAUGACUGAUAGUGCCAAUAAGGAAGCUCCUUCAGAACACAUUAAUAUCAAAGUGCAAGGACAAGAAGGGUCAAUUAUUCACUUCAAGAUACGGAAAAGCACACCUUUCAAGAAAUUGAUUACUGCUUACUGCGAUCGAUUAGGCGUUAAUCAGUCUGCUGUGCGGUUUUUUUUCGAUGGAAAUAGCGUUCAUGAAACUGAUACUCCUGGCUCGUUGGAAAUGGAAGAAAAUGAUACCGUUGAGGUUUUCCAGGCACAAACUGGUGGAUUGUAACUAAAGAUUGCCCUCCCAGAACUAUGUAUACAUUUCCCUGUUGUCUAUGUGACAUCCAUAGAUGAUGGCUUGUCAAAUUUUCAGCUACGCAUUUUCUUUAAUAUUAUAAUUCUUGAAGAUGUUUCA